AUGGCUGGUAGAAGGCUGUUAGACUUGGCGUCGCUCUUCAAUGCAUCCCGAGGCGUUGCACAGAAGCAUGUUGCUCUUAGAGCUCGACAAUUAGAUGUCUAUAACAGGACAUCAACCAUAUCUAGAGCUGUGCGAAGCCAAACCGAACGAGUCACUGAAACUGCCAAAGCUGCGUCUAUUCUUGCCUCGAGACUCAACGAAAGUGCGCCAGCUUGGACAUAUGAUAUAAAGGAGGACAAUGUUACGGCGUCAGGCCAGAGGGAGGAACAGCCGAUUCCAAGUAAAGAAUCCGUCGAAGGAAGUCCAAGUCACGAAGUAAAAGAGGGCAUAGAACAAGAUCAUCAUUAUGAGCAAUCUCCAGCGAAUACACCCACGGACUCGCCCCCCGAACAAGACCUAGAUGUCCACCAGGAAAAGCCAGAUCGAUACCCUCUCCCAGAUGGAACCAUACCGCCAGAUGAUUUCAGUGAAGCUGGCAGAAGCAUAGAUACAGAUACGCCUUCCAUCAGGCCCAGAGACGAACCCUCGAAGGAGCCAUUGGAGCAUGACGGGCUGCACCCCAAAUCUUCUGGCAGCUCGACCAUUCCCGUACCGUCCCAGACUACACUUUCCUCAAAAUCAGCUAGGGUUGCGCAAAGAGACGCUGAGUUUCACAUACCCUCAAGAACAGCCGAUGCUCUCGAUAAUUCUGUGAAGUCGAGCGAAGGUCAUGAUGAGGAUAGCUUCAGCAAGCUCUCCACCCACACCUCCACCACUCUCUCCUCGUUACCACGUGCUAAAAUACCUAAGCACUCCUCUGAUGUACAGGAACCAGAGAACCCUGGAAAGGCGACUUUAAAUCCAGAUACCUUUUAUGGUGGAGCUAAAUCCGAGCCAGUUGCGGUAGAUGAAGAAAUUCCAGAAGGUGUUAACUUGGACUUGUUCCAUAAUCCUCGUAUAGCCCGAAAGCUGGGCGGUAGAGUUCAAAAAGGCGGCAUCGGUCUAGAGUCCAGUAAUAGCGCGAAAAAACCUCAAUUCGCUUCUUUCGGCCAUCCUCAGAAUCUGGUCAAGGAUGUCCAGGGGAAACAGGAGGCUGCAAGGUCGGAGACCUCGGUCGGUAAUCUCAAGGAUCUUGCCAACGAUAUUUCUCAGGAUGUUGCUGUCAACAAUAAGAUGGAAACACCAACUCAAGCCGCGCCCUAUGAAUUAAGAGAGUCAAAAGUACCGUCCUCGAGAAUUGGACGACUCUGGAAUUAUGGUGGGCUCGCUGCCGGCAUGUUUGGAGGAGCUAUUACUGAAAGUCUUCGCCGGGUUGGAGGAGGGGGCGGCGAAGGCUCAUACAUGCUUAGUGCUGGCAAUAUGGAAAGACUUGUUGCCAAGUUAUCACGCAUGAGAGGAGCAGCUUUAAAACUUGGCCAAAUGAUCAGCUUUCAAGACUCCAAGAUGCUUCCAGCUCCUAUCCAGGAAGUCCUGCAAAGAGUGCAAGACCGAGCAGAUUAUAUGCCUGCUUCACAACGAAAUAAAGUCAUGACUGCCAAUCUGGGUUCUGAUUGGAGAGAUCUGUUCUCAAGUUUUGAUGAAAAGCCAAUAGCUGCUGCGUCGAUCGGACAAGUUCACAGUGCUGUACUCAAGUCCAAUGGCACUCGAGUUGCCGUCAAAGUGCAGUAUCCCGGAGUCGCUGGAUCUAUUGACUCUGAUCUCAACAACCUAGCAGUCCUACUUACUGCGUCACGGUUACUUCCUAAGGGUCUAUUUCUCGAUAAGACCAUUGCAAAUGCGCGUACAGAAUUGGCGUGGGAGUGUGAUUACAUUCGUGAAGCUGCAUGUGGUCGUCGUUUUCAAGAAUUGCUUGCCGACGAAACAGACACAUUCGUUGUCCCAAAAGUUUUCCCAGAAGCUUCUGGGCAACAAGUUUUAACUAUGGAGUUCCUUGAUGGCAUUGGAGUCACUCGAGUCAAAAGCUUUACGCAGGAACAGAGAGACUGGAUUGGCACUCAAAUCUUACGUCUUUGCCUGCGAGAAAUUACAGAAUUCAAAUACAUGCAAACGGAUCCUAACUGGACGAACUUCUUGUACAAUGCAGAAACCAACAAACUUGAACUUCUCGAUUUUGGAGCUUCUAGAGAAUACCCAGAGGAAUUUAUUACUCGAUACACGAAGCUGUUAGCGGCAGCUUCCAUUGCUGACAAGAAAGUUAUACGGGACUUAUCAAUCGAGCUUGGAUAUCUUACCGGCCAGGAAUCCAAGGCAAUGCUGGACGCACAUAUUGCGUCAAUUCUAACGUUGGCGGAACCAUUCAUAGAUUCUUCGCCUGAGGUCUAUGAUUUCAAAGAUCAAACUAUCACCGAAAGAGUCAAGGCGUUGAUUCCGGUCAUGAUUAGGGAAAGGCUAUCACCACCACCUGAAGAGACAUACAGUCUGCAUAGGAAACUCAGUGGAGCAUUUCUGCUAUGUGCUAGACUGGGGAGUCGUGUACGAUGUCGAGAGUUGUUCCAAAAUAGCAUGAAAAAGGCGGGUCUAGUACAAUAA
This is a messenger RNA of Glarea lozoyensis ATCC 20868, 2508 nucleotides long. Its product is annotated as Protein kinase-like (PK-like). The record is from RefSeq and is a predicted model, not a curated record. The transcript has a single exon. Gene Ontology annotation, biological process: ubiquinone biosynthetic process. Gene Ontology annotation, molecular function: kinase activity. NCBI's taxonomy places the organism in Eukaryota, Fungi, Ascomycota, Leotiomycetes, Helotiales, Helotiaceae. Bases 1 to 2508 code for a protein of 835 amino acids. Gene Ontology annotation, cellular component: extrinsic component of mitochondrial inner membrane.